Messenger RNA from Penicillium verhagenii, 1839 nucleotides. RefSeq names its product methylenetetrahydrofolate reductase (NAD(P)H) MET13. Bases 1 to 1839 code for a protein of 612 amino acids. The record is from RefSeq and is a predicted model, not a curated record. Gene Ontology annotation, molecular function: FAD binding; methylenetetrahydrofolate reductase [NAD(P)H] activity. Gene Ontology annotation, cellular component: cytosol. Gene Ontology annotation, biological process: tetrahydrofolate interconversion. NCBI's taxonomy places the organism in Eukaryota, Fungi, Ascomycota, Eurotiomycetes, Eurotiales, Aspergillaceae. The transcript has 2 exons.
AUGCAUAUCCGGGAAAAGCUUGCGGAGCGGGAGGCCGCCGGGCAGCCUGGCAUCUCCUUUGAGUUCUUUCCUCCCAAAACCGCCCAGGGUGUACAGAAUCUCUAUGACCGCAUGGACCGCAUGCACGGGCUAGGUCCCUCUUUCAUCGACAUCACAUGGGGCGCUGGUGGCCGUCUGUCGGAGUUGACUUGCGAGAUGGUGGGCGUUGCCCAGUCGGUUUAUGGUCUCGAGACCUGCAUGCAUUUGACUUGUACCGACAUGCCCCAGGAAAAGAUUGACCAGGCCCUUCAGACCGCGUACAAGGCCGGCUGCACCAAUAUCCUUGCUCUGCGAGGUGACCCACCGCGUGAAAAGGAAGCUUGGGAAGCAGCUGAUGGAGGAUUCCGCUACGCCAAGGACUUGGUCAAAUAUAUCCGGGAGAAAUACGGAAACCAUUUCGAUAUUGGUGUAGGUGGCUACCCCGAGGGUGCUGAUGACAACGCCGAUGUGGAUCAAUUGAUCGAUCACUUGAAGGAGAAGGUGGAUGCUGGUAGCACUUUCAUUAUUACUCAGAUGUUUUAUGAUGUGGAAAACUUCAAGACAUGGGUCAACAAAUGUCGUGCAAAAGGCAUCAAUGUCCCAAUCAUUCCAGGCAUUAUGCCUAUUCAAACCUACGCAUCAUUCAUGCGUCGUUCUACCUGGACUAAGGCCCAUGUUCCCCCACAGUGGAUGGAAGCCCUCGAUCCCGUCAAGAAUGACGAUUCUGCAGUCCGGGACAUUGGCAAGCGUCUGAUCGCCGAAAUGUGCAGAGAGCUCCUUGCAUUUGGCAUCAACCAUCUCCAUUUCUAUACCAUGAACCUGGCGCAAGCAACGAAGCUGGUUCUAGAGGAGCUGGGACUGGUUCCGUCUGAGGAGUCUCCUAUUCAACGUUCACUGCCGUGGCGGCCAUCUCUGGCUCUGGGUCGGAGAGGGGAGGACGUCCGCCCAGUUUUCUGGCGCAACCGCAAUUCGUCAUAUGUCGCUCGCACACAAACAUGGGAUGAGUUCCCCAACGGUCGCUGGACUGAUUCUCGUUCGCCUGCCUUCGGUGAACUUGACGCAUACGGAGUCGGUCUGAAGGGCUCCAACGAGCAGAACAUCAAGAUGUGGGGAGAGCCAAAGACAUUGAAGGAAAUUUCCGAUAUCUUCGUCAACUUUUUAGAUGGCAAAUUGGAACGCUUGCCCUGGAGUGAUAGUCCAAUCAGCAUUGAGGCCAAUGACAUUAAAGAGUCCUUGCUGGACUUGAACAAUCGCGGUUUCCUGACCAUCAACUCACAACCCGCUGUCAAUGGCAUCAAGUCCUCCCACCCUGUAUACGGCUGGGGUCCCAAGAAUGGUUUCGUUUACCAGAAGGCCUACUUAGAACUUCUUGUACCCUCGUAUCUGAUCGACGAGCUGAUCUCCCGUAUCGAGCUAAAUGAGGAUAUGACAUAUCACGCUGUUUCCAAGGACGGCGAAUUGAGGACCAACACACGCGACAGCCCGAACGCCUUGACCUGGGGUAUUUUCGCUGGCCGAGAAAUUAUCCAACCUACUAUCACCGAGACCAUUAGUUUCUUGGCGUGGAAGGAUGAGGCUUACCGUUUGGGUGAAGACUGGUCCAAGUGCCACGACGCUGCCAGUCCCAGUCGGAAGCUGAUCCAACACGUCAUGGACGACCGGUACCUUGUCAACAUUGUUGACAACGACUUCCACCGAUCCAACGCCGUCUUUGAUUUAUUCAAAGACCUGAUUGUCAAGGAUCUUGACGUCGAGGUGACCGGAAAACCAGUAGAGACCAAUGGAGCUACUGAGCCAAAUGGCACUGCGACUCAGAACUAA